GGGAGCGCGGCGCGGCGCGUGGGUCGGAAGCGCCGCGGCGGCGGCGGCGGGGAGCGGAAAAUGGCGACGGCCGCGCAGCUCACGGACGAGGAGCUCUUCUCGGAGCUGAGGCGCUUCGGCUUCUCCCCAGGGCCGGUCACCGAGAGCACCCGGCCCGUCUACCUGAAGAAGCUGAAAAAGCUGCGUGAGGAUGAACGGGCCGGGGCCCGCGGCAGCGGCGCCAACAAGACCCGGAACAGCAACAACAAUAACACGGGAGCCGGAGCGGCGCCGGGCGGAGGCGGCGGCCCCGGGCGGGCGGCCCCGGGAGCGCGGCUGGCCGGCGCCGAGCACCCCUUCCUCCCCGGGGCUGCCGCCGGAGGCGGCCGGGGCCGCGCCGCACGCCCCGCCGGGAGCGGCAAAGUGCUGCUGGGCUUCAGCUCGGAUGAGUCGGACGUGGAAAGCAGCCCCCGGAGCCAGGCCGGCGGCAGGAGGGAGCGCACUGCGCCCCUCUUCCGCGGCCUCAGGCCCGCCGCCCCCCACGGCGCCUGCGGCGUGAGCAGCAGCUCCCCCUCGGAGGAGGCGGCCCGGCGGAAGCCCAACGCCUGGUGGGGGGCGGCGGCCAGGAGACCGGCGGCGACUCAGGGUGUGAGGGAGCUCGGGGACGGCGAGGAGGACGACGACGACGACGAAGAGGAGGAAGAAAAGGAGAGUGAGCAGCAGCGGUGGAAGAACCGGACCGUGAACGGGAACCGGCUCCUCUCCUACGGAGGCAGCAGGGACAAGUACUCGGACUCGGAGGAGGAGGAGGCGGCGGGGGCGAGGGCCAAACAGCAGGAGGAGUCUGCAGUUCGCCGGCCCAGACGGAGCCUUAGCAAGUCGCCUGCUCCAUUCAUAACAAGCAAAUGCGCUGCAGCCGGCGCUGGCGUGAUGGAGACGGGCCAAGAAAGGGCUGGCGGAGGCUGCGGUGCUGGUGUGCUCGUAACGAAUGACAGGGCGGCGGGGGCGGCUGCUGCCGGCAGUCUAGACAGGGGCAGAAAUCAGGAGGAGGAGGAGGCGGCGGCGGUGGAGGGGGGAAGAGGAGGAGGAUGUGAAAAUCUGGACUCUAGUCCUCCCAGCCCCAGAUACCGCAUUGGCCUAUCCAAGAAAUCACCAUCGGUAUUGUUGUUGCCACCACCGCUCACGGACGUGGACAGCGGCAAAAUCACUGACCCUCCAGGCACCAUUAGGAAAGCGACCAAUAAUCAUGUUCUCAGCGGUGCUCCUGGUAGCUGUAAUGUUGAAUCCAGGAUCUAUUCAUCUACCAAUAGCCUUCCCCCGGGUGGAACCACGUCCUCCCUUAGACUCAACCACUCCAAUCAUACGGGUUCGAAUCAUACCUACCUGAAAAACACCUACAAGAAGAAUCUCUCUGAGCCCGAGGAGGAGCUUCUCCAACAGUUCAAAAGAGAGGAGGUAUCCACCACUGGAGGCUUCAGUGCACAUUACCUGUCCAUGUUCCUCUUAACUGCUGCAUGCUUGUUCUUUCUGAUACUGGGAUUCACAUACCUGAGAAUGAGAGGUUCUGGAGUAGCUGAGGAUGUGGGAGCCAACAUCAAGGAUCCCUUUAGUGAAGAACUCCAAAAAAUACAAGAAGAUGAAAUAAGUCUCAUGAUGAAGAGCUUGUAUGCACUUCAUGAUAAAUUGGCACAAGUAGCAGGGGAACAUGAAUGUGGCAGCUCUAUUCAAAGAAACCUUUCCGUCCAGGAGGCAGCUGCAUAUUUAAAAAAUUUAGAUCCAGAAUAUGAAAGUGUACUUAACACAUCAUUACAAUGGAUCUUGAAUAGUGGGGAAGAUGUUGGCAUAAAGUGUUUGAGCAAUGACCCUAAUGAGAUGGAUGUCACUAAUGUGACAGAUGUGAAGUAUCUGGAAUCCACUAGUCCAAAGAUGUCUUUCAGGUGUCGUUUUCGCCGUGCGUUUGUUAAUGUAACUCACAGAUUAUCAAUAUUGCUUUGGGGUAUAGCAAUGGUCUGGGGAGUCUUACACUACAUGAAAUACCGUUGGGCAAAAGAGGAAGAAGAAACAAAGCAGAUGUAUGAUAUGGUGGUGAAAAUCAUAGAUGUUCUAAGAAGCCACAGCGAGGCAUGUUCAGAAAAUAAAGAGUUGCAGUCUUACAUGCCAAUUUUACAUGUGCGUGAUUCUCUAAUACCACCUCAGGACAGAAGGAAGAUGAAUAAAGUCUGGAACAGAGCAGUUGACUUUCUUGCGGCAAAUGAAUCUAGAGUUCGUACAGAGACACGAAGAGUAGGUGGUGCCGAGUUCUUGGUUUGGAAGUGGAUGCAACCUUCUGCAGCGUGUGACAAAAUUUUAGUAAUACCUUCGAAAGUGUGGCAAGGCCAAGCAUUUCAUCUAGAUAGAAGAAAUUCGCCACCGAACAGCUUGACACCCUGUCUUAAGAUUCGCAAUAUGUUUGAUCCAGUUAUGGAAAUAGGUGAUCACUGGCAUCUAGCAAUUCAAGAGGCAAUCUUGGAGAAGUGCAGUGAUAAUGAUGGAAUUGUUCAUAUUGCCGUAGACAAAAAUUCACGUGAGGGCUGUGUAUAUGUCAAGUGUCUCUCCCCGGAGUAUGCUGGAAAGGCUUUCAAGGCAUUACAUGGCUCUUGGUUUGAUGGAAAGCUGGUAACAGUAAAAUACCUGCGACUAGAUCGGUAUCAUCAUCGUUUCCCCCAGGCUCUUACUUGUAACACUCCACUGAAGCCAUCAAACAAACACAUGAACUCUAUGUCACAUCUGCGUCUUCGCACAGGCACAACUAAUUCUCAGGGAAGUUCCUGAGAAAACUUUCUACAACUGCUAGGACUGUUACUUGCAACAGGAAUGUUCCUGUUUGGCCGCUGUCUUCCUUUUUUAGUGCUUUUUGUAUGUAAUACUUUAAAGAAUUAAAUAAAAGUUUGAACGUUCCAGAAGUCUUGUUUCCAAAGGGACUUAGCAAAUGAGGCAGUAAUACUGAGCUGACAAAAAAGAGAAAACAAGUUGUUCCAAAAAAGUUUUCUGGGGCUAUAGUAAACCGAUGCAUUUAAGUUUUGCAUGAGGAAUACCGAUUUCAUUAUACAUUUGCAGAUGUGGUAACGUAUUUUUGCACCAAGAAGUGUUUUUGAUAAUACAAAAGCAUGGAGAAAAGAAGACUUCCUGUAUUUCCAUAGUUUCCUGUGAAAUAAUCUUGUGGGUAUUUUGUAACAAGCAGACUACAGUUCCUGAUGAUGAAUAAGUUAAAAAAAAAAAUUCAGUCAAUAUUAGUUUUUUGUUGCUAUAUAAGAAUCUUUUUCUGCAGCUGGGGUAUGGGGAAAAUGAAUUUGGCAUUAGUGGUUGCAUAUUAAUGUGAGGGAAGAUGAACUGAUUGCAGAUGUACUGGGUUUUGUAUAUAAAUGUAAAUGCUGGUGGUGGCAAAAAGGGUUGUGUUCUGUGAGGAUGUCUGCGUCAAGGCAGCAAAUAAGCUUCCUAUUUUAUUCAAAACCUAUUGUUUUAUAUGGUUUUGGCUGUACCAUGACAAGAGGCCAAAUACUUAAAAGUGUUGGAUACAGGUUAAAUAUCUUUUAUAGGUUUUAUAUAAAAUACCUGACUGAUUUUGUGUGAAAGGUCUGAUACCAAUUGUAAUGAAUUCAAAUUUGUGAGCAAUAAAGAAGCAAUUGGCAGAUACUGGAAAAAUAUUUUGUGAAAAGCUGUAUUUAUUAUUACAAGUGUCAGGGCUGUGACAAAAUACCAUUGGAUUAAAUGACAUUCCCAGUAUAUUAUAACAUGUUUUAAUUAUCCAUUUAUGUGUUAAAAUUUUUAAAUUCCUUCCUUGCAACAAUUUUGGCUCAUACAAACUAGUGCAGCUGACAGUAAAUCUUGUGAUUCCAAGCUUGUAAAUUUACUAAUGUUUACCUAGAAGUACAAAAUUGUUGCUGAGAAGCUUAGUUGCAAAUCUAAGAUUACUGGCUUUACUAAUCCCCACUCCUACAACCAUUUUACCUAGUUAUCCGGCUGAACGUCCUGUGGGAGGUGAGACUGGAAGCACACCAGUCCCACAAAUGUUAUGGAAACUCACUUUACUUUGUAGAUAUGAUGGAUCUGCAGCAUGAACUUGCACAAAUAAUGCACGUUUUUCUUACAGUUAAGUAAACAUGAUGCACACUGUUUUGCAACAGGAAAUCCUAUUGUGCCUUACCUUUGUGCUUUUGUGGGCACCAUGUUUAUUAUUGGAAAGUUUGUUAACCGGAAAAUUUUAAAUCCUCAGUUUUAUGUCUCAGAUGCUAAUGAAUGAGUAUAUAUAAUAUAUAAUCAGCCAUGCAGAAUUCUACUUACCAAGGACAAGUACAUAUUUUUGAUGGGUAAGUAGAUUGUGCCAGGUCUGGUAGAUUUUUGAUGAGUUUUAUUAUAUACAUAUAUGUAUAUGUAUAAUAUACAUGUAUAUGUAUUAUAUAUAUGUGUAUAAACUAAUUUUGUUGUAUUUGAUGUGCAUCAUAGUGAUUUGUUAACCUGACCUUAGUGACCCCAUUUUGUGACCUGUUGCAAGAGUGAAUGUAAAUAUAGCUGUGGCAUUUUAAAAGGUCGCCUCGAUGCAAAUGCAUCUAUCUUGCUUCUAAUAUAUAUUUCUUGUAAACACUGUACAUUUUAAUUGUAAUAUGUACUAUUAUGCAGCUUAUUUUACCUUAAACUGUUAAGUUGACCAAUAUCCCUUCCUGCAAGACAGGGGAAUAUGUAUAAUACCUGAACAUUUGAGAAAAAUCAGAUGUUUGUUGUAACUUGUCACCCUAUCCUGUAAAAAAACAAAAAAAAACCAAACCAAACUCGAAUUAAAGGUUUAUUAGGGGUUUUUAUAUGUGUCUCACCUUCUAGAUA
Molecule: messenger RNA, 4836 nt
Organism: Vidua chalybeata
Lineage: Eukaryota; Metazoa; Chordata; Aves; Passeriformes; Viduidae
Gene: LEMD3
Product: LEM domain containing 3
Exons: 13
Coding region: 61-2790 (909 amino acids)
Biological process (GO): negative regulation of BMP signaling pathway; nuclear envelope organization
Cellular component (GO): nuclear inner membrane
Molecular function (GO): chromatin DNA binding
Source: RefSeq, a predicted model, not a curated record